Messenger RNA from Pediculus humanus corporis (human body louse), 942 nucleotides. RefSeq lists its product as uncharacterized. Gene Ontology annotation, molecular function: GTPase activity; GTP binding. Lineage: Eukaryota; Metazoa; Arthropoda; Insecta; Psocodea; Pediculidae. Bases 1 to 942 code for a protein of 313 amino acids. The transcript is spliced from 6 exons. Gene Ontology annotation, cellular component: lysosome; Gtr1-Gtr2 GTPase complex; nucleus. Gene Ontology annotation, biological process: regulation of autophagy; cellular response to amino acid stimulus; cellular response to starvation. The record is from RefSeq and is a predicted model, not a curated record.
AUGGCAUAUAUUUUUGUUUUUUACUUUCAGGUUCUUUUAAUGGGGAAAAGUGGCUCAGGUAAAACUAGUAUGAGAUCCAUUAUAUUUGCUAAUUAUAUUGCCAGGGAUACUAGAAGGUUAGGAGCAACAAUCGAUGUUGAACAUUCCCAUGUUAGGUUUUUAGGAAAUUUAGUAUUAAAUUUGUGGGAUUGUGGUGGUCAAGAGGCAUUUAUGGAAAAUUUUUUUGCCAGUCAAAGGGAUAACAUAUUUAAAAAUGUCGAAGUUCUUAUUUAUGUUUUUGAUGUAGAAAGCAGGGAAUUAGACAAAGAUAUGCAUUACUAUCAAAGUUGUUUAGAAGCAAUUUUACAGAAUUCACCUGAAGCUAAAGUAUUUUGCCUAAUACACAAAAUGGAUUUAGUUCAAGAGGAUCAACGUGAUAUUAUAUUUAGGGAACGUGAUGAAGAUCUGAAAAGACUAUCAAAGCCUUUGCAAUGUACUUGCUUUAGGACUUCCAUAUGGGACGAAACACUCUACAGAGCUUGGUCAAAUAUUGUUUAUAAAUUGAUUCCAAACGUUCAAGAAUUAGAGCAAAGUUUAAAUGAAUUUGCUAAUAUAAUAGAUGCAGAUGAAGUUUUACUCUUUGAAAAAGCUACGUUUCUUGUCAUUUCUCAUUGUGAACGAAGGGAACACAGAGAUGUUCACAGGUUUGAAAAAGUUUCAAACAUAAUUAAACAAUUUAAAUUGAGUUGCAGUCGUCUUGCCGCUCAGUUUCACAGCAUGGAGGUAAGAAACAGCAACUUUGCUUGUUUCAUUGACGUUUUCACAUCCAACACAUAUGUAAUGGUUAUUAUGUCUGAUCCUGGAAUACCAUCAGCCGCUACUUUGAUAAACAUUAAAAAUGCCCGUAAAUAUUUUGAAAAAUUAGAAAGAGUUGCACAAACUCAAAGCGCUCUUACAAGAUAA